AUGGCGAAAAAUAUACGAAAUCCACCACACGAUUUGGAGCCCCGAAGCCAUCAAGACGCAUGCGAGGAGUAUCAAAUAAUCAUCCCCGAAGAAUAG
Sclerotinia sclerotiorum 1980 UF-70 is the source of this 96-nucleotide messenger RNA. RefSeq lists its product with no specific name. NCBI's taxonomy places the organism in Eukaryota, Fungi, Ascomycota, Leotiomycetes, Helotiales, Sclerotiniaceae. The record is from RefSeq and is a predicted model, not a curated record. The transcript has a single exon. The coding region runs from base 1 to 96 and encodes 31 amino acids.